This is a messenger RNA of Pipistrellus nathusii (Nathusius's pipistrelle), 528 nucleotides long. Lineage: Eukaryota; Metazoa; Chordata; Mammalia; Chiroptera; Vespertilionidae. The record is from the annotation of a GenBank genome assembly.
AUGGCCGACGCGCCCAGUGACUCCGGCGGAGUGACGGGCGGUGAGACCGCCGCACAACCUACGGGGUCUCCCUCGGCCACCGCCGAGGGCGCCGCAGAGUCAACGCGCUCCAGCAGCCAGUGCGUGUUCUGCCGGAUCGUGGAGGACGGGGACACCGAGUUCCUGCACUGUGAGGAUGAAAACCUAGUUUGCUUUAAAGAUAUCAAACCAGCAGCAUCUCAUCAUUAUCUUGUGGUGCCAAAGCAGCAUAUUGGAAACUGCACAGAGCUAAAGAAAGAGCAAAUAGGACUUGUUGAGAGCAUGGUUACUGUUGGAAAAACCAUUCUUAAAAAGAAUAAUUUCACUGACUUCACAAAUGUGAGAAUGGGUUUUCAUGUGCCACCAUUCUGCUCCAUUUCCCACUUGCACCUUCAUGUCAUAGCACCAGUCACUGAAUUUGGCUUCAUAUCAAAAUUGAUUUAUAGACCGAAUUCCUAUUGGUUCAUCACAGCUGACUAUUUGCUUGAAAAACUAAGAACAUCAGAAUGA